Molecule: messenger RNA, 4212 nt
Organism: Aureobasidium namibiae CBS 147.97
Lineage: Eukaryota; Fungi; Ascomycota; Dothideomycetes; Dothideales; Saccotheciaceae
Exons: 8
Coding region: 1-4212 (1403 amino acids)
Cellular component (GO): mRNA cleavage and polyadenylation specificity factor complex; nucleus
Molecular function (GO): nucleic acid binding; protein binding
Source: RefSeq, a predicted model, not a curated record
AUGCAAUGUUAUACCGAACUCGUGGCGCCGACCGCUGUGUCGAACGCCGUCGCUCUGCCAUUCACCGCUCCCGGCGCGACUAACUUGAUUGUCGCGAAGACCUCGUUGCUCCAAGUCUUCACUCUCAAGACCAUCAUAUCCCAAGCCAAACCACCAUCUUUGGCGCCCAAUGGCGACACGGCUGCGCUCGAGGGCUCUGAGAGCAUUCAUCGCGUCGAGCACACUGCCAAGCUGGUCCUCUUGGGCGAGUAUCCCGUGUCUGGAACCAUCACUUCUCUACAGCGAGUCAAGGCAUUGAACACAAAAACCGGCGCCGAAGCCUUACUGGUGUCUACCCAGGACGCGAAGAUCAGUCUGAUCGAAUGGGAUCCUCUCAACUACCGCAUCUCGACCUUGUCUAUCCAUUACUACGAGCGCGAAACAACAAACACACUGCCGUUCGGGCCAUCCCUUGCCGAUACACCCAGCUACCUUAGCGUCGACCCAAGCAGCAGAUGCGCUGCCCUCAAAUUUGGCACCAAACACCUCGCAAUCAUCCCAUUCCGUCAAUCGCAAGACGACCUGGCUGGAGAAGAUGACCUCGACACGCCCCCACCUACAAAAGCUCCUGCUACUGGUGCCGACGCCCAAGCUGAGACUCCCUACUCGGCCUCGUUCGUCUUGCCCUUGACCGCUCUCGAUCCCGCUCUCACGCAUCCUGUGCAUCUCGCUUUCUUGCACGAGUACAGAGAACCCACUUUUGGCAUUGUCUCGUCCAACAAAGCUCCUAGCCACGGUUUACUCGAAGAGCGCAAGGACAUCUUGAAUUACACCGUCUUCACUCUAGAUUUGGAUCAGCGCGCCUCCACAACUUUGCUCUCCGUUACAGGCUUGCCUUUCGACAUCUUCCGUGUCGUCCCACUUCCCUUGCCCGUCGGCGGCGCACUUCUCGUUGGCGCAAACGAGCUGGUACAUGUUGAUCAAUCUGGAAAAACAAAUGCUGUUGCUGUGAACGAAUUCGCCAAGCUAAGCUCCAACUUCGCUAUGGCUGAUCAAUCCGACCUGGGUCUUCGCCUGGAGGACUGCGUGGUCGAGGCUUUGGAUCACACUAACGGCAACAUGCUGAUCGUUCUAAACACCGGCCGUCUGGCAGUGUUGUCAUUCCGUAUCGAUGGUCGCUCAGUAUCUGGUCUGUCCGUUCAUUUGGUAGACUCCGCUCACGGCGGCCAUCACUUAAGGACCGCUGCAAACUGCGCUGCCUCUCUGGGACGUGGUAGGUUGUUCCUGGGCAGUGAGGACGGCGAUUCCACUCUGAUUGGCUGGUCCAAGAAGACUGCGCAGACACGGAAACGUAGUCAUGCCCAGAUGAUCGCCGAAGACGCCGAACUCUCACUGGACGAGGAAGACCUUGAUGAUGAUGCAGACGACGACCUGUACGCCGACGAAGCUCCAGUGGUAAAGCAAGCGGCCUCACAGGCUGCCGACUCUAGUGGUCCCGACAGCUACUCUUUCAGAGUGCACGAUAACCUCUUCAGUCUGGGGCCCAUCAAGGAUGUUUGUCUGGGCAAAUAUGCCAAUGCGAAUGAGCUUUCUGACACCGAUGUACAGCCUCAACUCUCGCUCCUCGCAAGCGUCGGUCGGGAGCGAGCGUCGAAGCUUGCAUUCAUCAACCGUGAACUAACCCCGAGUCCGGUUCGUGCAGUGGAUAUAUCUCAUGCUCAAGCCGUCUGGACCGCUUGUGUGGAGGCAGCAGCCCCUCGUGGCCAAACAAAGUCUACAGACGACGUCCAGAAUUCUGAGGCUCAGCUUGCAUCUGACAUGCAAUACGAUCAGUAUUUGAUCAGCUGUCACGCUGAUGAAGACGGUGUCGAAAGCUCAAAGGUAUUCAAGAUUGAUAACGAGAUUGCCGACACAAAACAAGGUGAUCAAAGUACGAUUUACGCCGAGGUGACUGGAACCGAAUUCGAGGUUGAAGGUGAGACCCUGGAUGUCGGAAUCCUAGCUUCUGGCACAAGAAUCGUCCAGGUGAGGAAGCAUGAAGUCAGAAGUUACGACGCAGAUCUUGGACUCUCACAAAUUUUCCCAAUUAUCGAUGAGGAGACCGAUGCAGAGCUCACAGUCGUACACUCGUCAUUCUGCGACCCCUACCUUCUAUUGCUCAGGGAAGACUCGAGCCUGCAGAUUCUGCAAGUCGACAAGAGUGGUGACCUAGACGAACUAGAGCGUGGUGAUGCUGCUUUGGCCUCGAAAUGGUUGUCUGGUAGUAUCUACAAAUCAGAGAAGACUGGCGAUAAGACAUUAGCUUUCUUACUCAAUGCAGAAGGUGGUCUCGCAGUCUUCGAGCUUCCCAACCUUGAUCGACCAGUUUAUGAAGCUCCUAGUCUUUCGGUCUUGUCGCCAGUGGUCUCAAACGAGAGCGCGCCUCGCCGUAACGUUGGCAAGGAGACUCUGGCCGAGCUUAUCUUCGCAGACUUGGGCGAUGAAACAGCCAAAUCGCCAUAUUUAAUCCUACGCUCAUCGGCGGACGACCUUAUCAUUUACGAGCCUUUCCAUCAUCCUGCGGCUCCUUCCACAUCUCCUUCACCAUUCACCACAAAUCUACGAUUCCGCAAAGUACCUGGACUGCACAUGCCUAAGUUCAACGAAGACUCUUCUCUCCAGAAGCCUGCUGCUAUGAAGUUGUUACCGAAUGUUGGAGGGUAUUCGGCCGUCUUCAUGGCAGGUGGUUCGCCAAGCUUUGUGAUCAAAGAUGCUUCGAGCCUGCCGCGGAUUGUCAGUCUGCGAGGUGAGGGCGUCCGAAGACUCUCUGGACUCAACAGCCGCAAGUGCGAAGCUGGAUUUGCAUGGGUCGAUACUACUGGUACACUACGUGAAGGGCAAAUCCCAACCAACACGAGAUUUGCUUCCAAUGGAUGGUCUGUUCGCAAAUUUUCACCCUUCUCAGAGCACAUCGAGGUCCAGAAGAUUGCUUACCAUUCAGAGCGCGACGUCUAUGUUAUUACGACGCAGGAGGAGGUUGACUUCUAUCCCCCUGAAGACGAUCCGAGGCACCCGGCCGCGGACGAAGAAAUUACACUUCGGCCCAAAGCACUGCAGUUCCGUGUACAUCUGUAUGACGCGAAAGCAGAUCGACUCAUUGACACAUAUGACAUACCCUCGUACGAAUUGAUCACUUCGAUGGAGGUCAUGCCUCUCGAAGUCUCAGAGAUCACGCAUCAGCAUAGGUUGCUGGUCGCCCUGGGUACCAUUUCACAGCGAGCAGAAAACUACGCUGCCAAGGGUUGCAUCUACACACUUGAGAUCAUCGACGUUGUGCCAGAGCCUGGCCAACCAGAGACAGGCAAGAAGUUCCGUGUCUUUGGCAGAGAAGAAACUAAGAGUGGCAUCACGGCAUUGAUGGGCAUAGCCGGUCUUGUCGGCACUGCUCAAGGACAGAAACUCAUGAUUCGUGGUCUGAGAGAAGAUGGCUCGUGUUUACCUGUUGCCUUCCUCGAUGCGCAAUGUUACAUCUCAUCACUGAAGACGCUGGCAAGCAGCAAACUCUGGAUCGCUGCGGAUGCUUGGAAGGGUCUUUGGUUUGGUGGAUUCGGAGAGGAGCCUUACAAGCUUUCGUUGUUUGGAAAAUCACGCUCUCAGAUGGAAGUCGUGUCGGCUGAGUUCCUGCCGUUCGAAGGCCAGCUGUACAUCCUUAUCAUUGACGCAGACCUUGACAUCCAUGUGCUGCAGUACGAUCCUGAGCAUCCCAAAUCAUUGUCUGGUCAGCGUCUGCUGCACAGAAGCACCUUUCACCUUGGACACAUGCCCACCUCGAUGACACUGCUCCCUUCCACCCUAUCACCCUUCACCGAGCAGAACCCGGAUGAAGACAUGGCAGAUAACGACAGCGAACCAUCCAAGACAUCCGCUCUCAACCACAUCCUCAUCACAACACAAACCGGCAGUAUUGCACUGCUUACACCCCUUGACGAAGCAACCUACCGUCGUUUAUCAGCCCUGCAGACAACACUAUCCAGCAUCCUCGAACACUCGGCUGGACUCAACCCGCGAGCCUACCGUGCGGUUGAAAGCGAAGGACUUGGUGCCAGAGGCAUUGUUGACGGAGAUCUCAUCACCCGAAUCUAUGAGUUGGGUGCUGGUAAGAGGCUUGAAGUGCUCGGCAGAGCUGGUGCUGAGGUUUGGAGUACAAGGAGUGAUUUGGAGAUCAUUGCUGGUGAAGGAUUGGGAUAUCUAUAA